Molecule: messenger RNA, 951 nt
Organism: Brenthis ino (lesser marbled fritillary)
Lineage: Eukaryota; Metazoa; Arthropoda; Insecta; Lepidoptera; Nymphalidae
Source: the annotation of a GenBank genome assembly
AUGCGUUUACAAUAUUAUUGUAUAUUUAUUUUUAUUAUUUCAAAAGUACGAUGCCAAACCUUACAAAGUGUAAGUGAUGAUGAGCUACUUCAAUUUAUUAAAGAGGAAGAAAAACUUAUUGUUUUAUUCUCAAAACCAAAUUGCAAGGUGUGUGAUAAAUUUGAAAUAACUUUAGAUAGUUUAUAUGAAGAUUUUCAUAAACAUUUGAAUGCUGCAACUGUGAAAGCAGUUAACAGUCAUCUAGCAAGGCUUUAUAGUCCAACAAAAGAGCCAGCUUUAGUGUUCUUCAGACAUGGUGUUCCUUUAUUAUAUGAUGGUGAACCAGAAGAAAAUGAAGUGUAUGGAUUUCUUGAAAAGAAUCAGUCUCCAGCUGUAAAAGAACUCAAUGAUAAAAUAUUUGAACAUUUGACUCAAGCAGCUACUGGAGCUACCACUGGGGAUUGGUUUGUUAUGUUUUAUGGUGCAUCAUGUGUAGAGUGUCAAAGAUUACAUGCAGUAUGGGAGGGUGUUGGUGCAACUUUACGUGGGAGAAUCAAUGUCGCUCGGAUUGAUGCGAACUUAGCUGGCUUAAAUACAGCCAAGAGAUUUAAAAUUUCAAAACUGCCAGCCUUUCUUUUCUUCCGUUCCGGCAAGGUGUACAAAUAUGAUUUACCUAAAAGUGAUAUAAAGUCAUUUGUUUCAUUUGCCCAGGAUUGGUAUAAAAAUUCAAAAGCGGAUACUGUGCCUCUUCUGUCAUCACCAUUUGAUGAAUUAGUAGAUUGGUGUGUCGACAUUAUUAAAUAUAGUGUGGCACUUGGAUUAGAGAUCUUGGCUAAAUAUCCAUGGAUUUGGCAAAUAGGUCUUGCCGGCUUUGGUCUGGUUGCCAUCACAGCUCUCAUCGCAAUCAUUAAAGCAGGAAAAUCAAAACCAAAAGUCAAAAAAGAUAAACAAAUUCAAACCAAGAAAAGCAAA